CAGCUCCUAGCGCCGCCUCGCCGCGGCGGCCCCUCCUCAGGUGAGGGCUGGCACCGCCCCGCGCCCAGGUCGGAGUCCGGAAGCCCCGGGGCCGUGGCGGUCGGGCCAUGGCGGGCUCGGAGCUGUGGCGGUGGCUGAUCCUGCUGCUGCUCCUCUUCGUCUUCCCCAUCCCGCCCGCCGCCGCGGCCCUGCGGCUGCUGCUGGGCGCCGCGCCGCCCUUCACCUGCUCCCAGCCGGAUUUAAACUGCCUUGUAAGAAACAGUACCUGCAUGGAGGUGAGCUGGCUGCAGGUUCGGACGUGGACUCCUUCUGCUCCAAGCAGUCUUCAUGUCUCUUCUGACGUUUUCCGUCAGAUGGAUGGAAAACUGCUCCCUGUGCUUCGGAUAGAAUGGAAAGUGGCCACUGAUGCUAGCAUCCAGUAUCUCCAAGGGGCAGAGCUGGCUGUGAUGCAAGUGAACAGCAAUCAACAGAUCUGUGCCCAGUUUGACUUUCAGAACAACUUGACACUUCAGGUCCGUCCAGAUGGAGGCCGGUGGAAUUUCACUUUUGACCGUUUUGAAGUGGAACCUGGCCAGACUUAUCAAGUUACUGUCUACCACCUCCCCAAACUGGGUGUAGUUGGAGACUACAAUUACAAGUCCACAUCUCUCACAGUGCCUGAUUGCAAGGACUCUCUGAUGAAAAGAACCAUCCCAUGUAUAAAGACAGGCAGCUUGUGGGAGCCCAGGAUUCAAGGUAAAAGUCUAGAUGAUACAACUCUGCUUGUGAGCUUUAACCCAUGGAUGGAGUCAGCCCGAUACCAAAUUCAUGUGGCCAGUUUCCUGAAUGACAAGAAGUGUAAAAUGAUCACACGUGAUUUCACUGAGGGUGGGCUACAACAGCAAGUGAAUGUCACUAUCAAAAUAGAGAAAAACAUAAGAGCUUGCUGCAACUACAAAAUACAGAUUCAGCCAUUUUUUGCGAACUGUGGCACAGACUGUCUGAGACACUCUGCUUUCAUCCCAUGUUCACCAGCUCCAAGUACAGACCCAUCAGGUGAUAUGAUUAUAUGGCUCUACUGGUGUAUCACUGGGAUCUGUGUGUUACUGGUGGGAUCAGUCAUAGCAGGGGUAAUGUGUAUGACCAAAAAACGAGCAGGACACUGGCGAGGGAAAUGCAACCACAAUAAUUUGCAAACUGCAGCACCAUAUGCUGACCUUCCUCUGCCACCACUGAAGCCCCGAAAGGUUUGGAUUGUGUACUCUGCUGAUCACCUGCUGUACGUGGAUGUGGUGCUGAAGUUUGCUGAGUUCCUGAUGACUGUCUGUGGCACUGCUGUAGCCUUAGAUCUGCUAGAAGAUCAUCAGAUCUCAGAGUUAGGGCCAUUACCCUGGCUUACUCGACAGAAGAAGGAAAUGGAAGACCUGUCUUCAAAGAUCAUCAUCUUAUGUUCACGGGGCACCCAGGCCAAAUGGCAGGCGAUGCUUGGGAGUGAGCCUGUGUGUCUCAAGCAAGAUCGGCAAAAACCAAUGGGAGACCUGUUCACCCCAGCCUUGAAUCUGAUCCUCCCAGACUUCAAGAAGCCAGCAUGUUUUGGAAUGUAUAUAGUCUGCUAUUUUGAGGGGAUAAGUAGUGAGAAAGAUAUACCUGAUCUGUUCAACGUCACAUCCAGGUACCAACUGAUGAACAAGUUUGAGGAUAUUUAUUUUCGGAUUCAGGAUUUGGAGAAGUUUGAACCUGGGCGCAUCCAUCGAAUCCAGGAAAUCACAGCCGAAAACUACAUUGAUACCCCUAGUGGGAGGAAGUUGAAAGAGGCAGUACAGAAGUUCAAGAACUGGCAGACUGAGCACCCAGACUGGUUUGAGAGUGAAACCAUCUACCUGGAUAAUGAUGAAGAGUCGCUGUCCCUAAACAGAGAGAGCCAGGUGGAUUCCUUGCUGAGUGAACCAGGUGGAAUUGUGAAACACCAGCUGCAGCUACGGGAGCCUGACCCUAACUGCUCGUAUGUCAUCAGUCUCCACAUGCAUGAAGGUGAAAGUAGAGGCUGUAAGCUGCAACCUCAGCUUAAUCCAUGUGGGGAUAUGACUUCUCAGACUGUGGUCCUUCCUAUGGAUGAGGCUCCUCUAGUUCAGGUAGUAGAGCCAGUCUCUUCCAUGGAAGAUAGAAAUAUACUUGGCCAGCAUGUGCUGAGUAAUGAGGACUGUAUGGAGGGAGUUCCUCUUCUGGAGACAAGCGUUCCAAUGAGGAAUAACAUCAUCCUCCAUGAUGACUCUGAAGUUUCAGCAAUAGAUGACCAGAGUCCUGCAGACCUCUCAGGUAACCUGAGACACCAUCUGAAUGAACUUAUGCACUCUCUUUAUCAGCAGAGUGUCAUUCCUUCAGAGCCAUUUCUCUGCCAAGAGGAUGCUGACAAGCAACACCAGUUGGUCUUUGAUGACCAGUGCAAAGACCAAAGACAGUCAGUGCAGUCAGACCAGGGCUACAUCUCUAGAUGUUCUCCUUUGCCUCCUGAUGACCUUGUGGAGGAGGAGGAAGAAGAGGAGGAGGAGGAGAAUCAGGAAAACCAGGUGGUCUUCCAUGAACUCUCUGCAGAGGUCUUGAACAGUCUAAAGAGCCUCCAGCAGCAGCUGUUUUUCCAGGACAUUCAACGGAGCUCUGACUGGGAGUGUCCUGCUGAGGUGAUGGACACUGGCCAAUCUUUGGAGGACUGUUAGGCUCUAUCUGGAACCUGCUCCAUUCGAAAUACUGGGAUGGAAGGUGGUACCAUGCAUAGUGCUGAAACUGCAUUUCCAACACCAUCCUUGUUCUCAUAUCAUAAAUGACUUACUGGUAGGCUCUUCCUGUCUGCUGCUGGGAGGCAGGACUGCACAGCAGACUGGUAAUGCUGCUUCCAAUUCCUGGAGAGAAGCAACAAAUAUUAGCCACCUCUGUGAAAGAACAGGCAGUAGUUCUGUUCCUUGGGGAAAUGUAUUACAUUGAAUCCUCACUGAUGGAUGGCCCUGGCUCAUCCACUUGUGCCUUCAAAAUGCCUUACAGCUGUGCUGAUUCUGUUGCACUGGAUAAAAGUCAUGGCCAGAUUUUGGAAAAUAGAUAACAUGGCAAAACUUGCAUUGCCAUUUUAAUACACAUUUUAAAUAUUUCGUUGUAAAUACUGUGUUAAAGAUGUGUGCCUUAAACUCCAGCUAGGUUAGGGCUGUCUCUACCCGGUUGAUACAUGUAUCUAGAGAUUUUUAGUUUUGCCACUUGUUCAUUUCCAGCUGCAUUUCCAUGGCCAUUCAGAAAUCAAGUGGAGUAACAGAGCAGUAAGCAGGAUAAACUUCUAAAUUGGGAGUCUCCAUAACUCUCCUUGCCUCCCUACUGGGAGGAAUGUGCUUGAAAACCAGCAACAGGAGGAAGGGGGGAAAAGGGGAUAAUGGACCAAAAAAUGGGAUUCAGGCUUCUUAUACAAGAAGAAUCUGGGGCUGAAUAGAGAGUUACUGAAUCAGGGGAAUCUGAUGUAUUCUGUAAUGCACUGCUGCAGUGCUGUUUGCUUUUGGAUAUAUUAGCACCAGGAAGACUUGAACUGAAGAUGUGGAUAGUGACACACAAUUAAGUAAAUUAAAGCCUGAUUUGGAGGAGAAAAGAGUGUAGCUUCAGCAGAUGCUGGUUUAGAGUGGAGAUUAUAACUGAGUUAGGAGAGGCUGAGCUAAAAUGAGUCUAAGAUGUAUUUAUGUGGGUAUAAAUUCAAGCGCAGGUAGUUCAGGUUAAACAUUGUGAAAUGCUUGAUAGACGAAAGGGUUCAUCUUCCAGGAGCAGUGAUGGUAACUGUAUCAAUGCCAGUGGUUUUAAAAAGUUGGGCUCAAUACGCUAGUAAAGCUGAUUCCCUGUGAGUGAUCGUAUGUUGGCCCAUGUAGUGCUGACUGGGUGGCGGACUAGUUGAGGCUGGUGUUUACCCUGUUUGUUGUCAGGGUGUCUGCAGUCCAGCCCACUGGGUAACAGCCUGUGAGAUGUAGAUAGAUCUAGGCCUUUCUCCUUUCAGACAAGCUUGUCAUCGUCCUGUCCUUAUCAGUUUACUUGUCAAAAAAUCUUAUUUCAGCUUUUUGAAAAUCUGAUAUCUCAGCAGAAGAUAAUGUGUAUUAUGUGUAUAAUUUUUUUAUAACUUGUGGUUUGUUGCUUAAAUUAAAAGACAAGAAUACUUUUUGGAUAUAUUUACUCAAACACUUUUAUGUGCUCAAUUCCACCUAACUCCUUAUGUUAGUAUUCCGUACAGAAAUCUGAAGCAAAACUGAGAGCCAGAACUGAACUGGCUGACAAAUGCCAAAGCAUUCCUGCAAAGGGUUGUGGCUGUAUCCAGUUGAGCUGGAUACAGCUGAGGGCCCUCUUGUGUGGGAAGUGCAUGCUCCUUCAAAAUGGGUGUUAAAGAAGGGAAAUGUUUGUCAUUUGUGUGCAGGGCUGCCAGUGAGGACUGUUCAGACAGUUUGCUGUCUCUGCAGCCAGAUGCCUAGAAAGACUAACAAAGGGAUGGUCCCUGCAUAGAUCCACACUGGAAACUGGGUGCCACCUUCGUUUCCUGUCUGUACAGGACCUAAUCCAGCAGGGGCUAAGCCAGGGGAAGCUGUGAUCUCAGUGUGUCUCCAGCGAGAACCCCAUUCUCAGAAUAACUGUCAUCUUGAUGAUCCCACUUCUUAAAGUUUCUUUUCUCUUGCAGCAAUUAACAUGUAAAUCUGGUAUUUUUUUCCUCCAUGAGCCUCUUUCAAGUAGUAUGAAUUCCUAUACAUCAUUUAAAUGGGAAGCUCAGAAGUGUCAUCUGGAUUUUCUUGACUUAGUCAUUCCCUUCUCAAAUAGCUCCCGUGGUGUUACAGCUUUUAGAAUUUGCUUUCACUUACAAGAAGUUCAAGGGAAAAAUCCAGAUGCUAUUCUGGUGGUCCAGUGUGAGGAAAUCAAGUAACUUGAAUGCAUCUGUUGGUCCCUGAAUGCAAAAUCGAAUAGCCCAGCAAGACUCAAAGGAGGGAAAUAAAGAGCAAAAUCACUCACAAGUUUCUAGUUUUAUUUUAACAAUCUUGCUUUUUAAAAAAUACAAGUUCUGAUUAAUGCCAGGGGGAUGCCAAGUGUCCACUGGCCACAGGCCUUCUCUCACUUCAGUUUCUCCUCCUGGGAGUAGUCGUCUCUUUUGUCAGGAUAGCAAACGGAGCAAUAAAAUGCUAAAUGGCUGAGUUGUGUUAAAAGGCUUGUAACAGAAUCCCAAGGGGCAUUAUGGCACAACAUCAUUUGGCAAAGUGUUACUGACCUGGAGCAGUAAUUUUAAUGCUGGCAGAAUAAAUGGUUGGUGUGCAAGGUGCAUCAGGUGAGGUAUUGUUUGCACUUUAACGGUACCACUGUCACUCUUUUCUGCAAACGGAUCUAUUAUGAGGUGAAAGGUUUAAAUAGAAACAAGAGCUCAAUUACCAAAGAGAAGGGUAUUCAAAAGGAGAAGCAGGUUUAUAAACAAGACAUUGAAGAGCUUUAAAUGUGUUUCUCUGUAGUAAGUAAUUAAGUGGCAGCAGAGCUGCCCUUUUAGUUGCAAGGGGACUUCUGUGCAGCCAGCUAUUACGAGAGCUUUAUACUCUCCAAACAGCACAUUCACUAACAACCUAGAAACCAUGGCACUACAAAGAACUGCUUUUUCUACAAAGGAAUUCUGUGCAACAGAAGCAUCAUUUUGCAGGGUCAUCUGUCCCAGGCAACCUUUGCAUCCACGGACAAGUCUGAAUUGUGAUUUCCCUGUCACUGGUUUGCAUAUGCCAUGGCUAGAUAAACUUCAAAUAUGCCAUUUUCUCAAUAAUGUCCUAACUGGAAAAAGGCA
This is a messenger RNA of Strigops habroptila (Kakapo), 5800 nucleotides long. RefSeq names its product interleukin 17 receptor A (gene IL17RA). Gene Ontology annotation, molecular function: interleukin-17 receptor activity. The transcript has 13 exons. The coding region runs from base 108 to 2693 and encodes 861 amino acids. The record is from RefSeq and is a predicted model, not a curated record. NCBI's taxonomy places the organism in Eukaryota, Metazoa, Chordata, Aves, Psittaciformes, Psittacidae.